Fomitopsis serialis is the source of this 1479-nucleotide messenger RNA. RefSeq lists its product as uncharacterized. Gene Ontology annotation, cellular component: nucleus. The coding region runs from base 1 to 1479 and encodes 492 amino acids. NCBI's taxonomy places the organism in Eukaryota, Fungi, Basidiomycota, Agaricomycetes, Polyporales, Fomitopsidaceae. Gene Ontology annotation, molecular function: zinc ion binding; DNA binding. The transcript has 6 exons. Gene Ontology annotation, biological process: DNA-templated transcription. The record is from RefSeq and is a predicted model, not a curated record.
AUGCAUCCUGCGUGUGGACAAUGUACCAAAGCCGGUCGUGCCAUUGACUGCGAAUAUUCGGACGGCAAGGGCCUGACAGCCAGCCAAAUACUCGAGGAGCAAGUUUCGCAGCUGCAACUGCGUAUAGCCGAAUUGGAGAGCGUCAAUGCGGCACCUCUUACUCUCUUUGACCCCUAUGAGUCCUUCCGCAGGUCACAAGGGGGCGGCGCAUUGCCCUCACAACAACGUUGCGCACCUUCUUCCACAACUCCUCUGCAUUCGGGUUUUCCUCCACAUCCCACGUUUCCUUCAACAGGUGGCUUCCCGCCGAGCACUGGCUACCCCAACCACGUCACCCUACUUCUCAAUGCCAUCUACCUCGCAGGGGCGCAGUUUUCCACUGAUGCCCAACUACGCGCAGAACAGCCGACAUUCCUCGCCACCGUGCUCAAUCUUCUCACGCGUACACUGUCGGGCGGCGCGGACAAUGCUACGAUUAUGUAUGUUCUUCAGACCGAAAUCCUCCUGACAUAUUAUUUCCUUGACAACAACCGCGGCAUGGAGAGCAUCUACCAUUGGCGCGCAGCAACAUCCAUCGCCUUCGCCUGCAAGCUGCACCUCAUUCGAAGCUCGCGGAGCUCGUCUGGCGGUCCUGCGAGUGGCGUGCAGUACCAACUCAGCGCUCCGGCGGAUAGCCUUGAGGAGGGUGAACGCAUCAAUGCGUUCUGGCAAGUUCUCAUCCUCGACAAGUGUCUGAGUAUAACGCUCUCGUCGCCUUCUGCGUUUACGGAAGACGAUGCCAAGGGCACGAUCGUUGAUUCACCAUGGCCGAUGGACGUCAGCGCGUACUUAAGUAAUCCUCUGCCUCCAGGCGCACGUGGUUCACGAACCAUACAAGCCUACAUGCAAUCUCUGGGAUCUCCCAAUCGCGACCGGCACUACGUAGCCCUGCAGUCCAAAGCAGCUAUAUUAUAUGCUUACGCGGGCGAUCUCGCGAAGACUUACAGCCCCAACGACUACACUAGCACAACACGUUUCACCUACCUUGACCGUGGCAUCGACCAGUUGGCGCGCGACUUGCCUCCACUGGCGGGCGUAGACACGUCGCGGCCUGACAUUCUCCGGAAGCUGCUUAAUAUCCAUCUGAUCGUCUACUGCGCCACGCUGCAGCUCAACAAGCCCAUAGACCACGCCGGAGUGAUGUAUCAAGGCAAAUCCUGGACCACCGCGCUCAACGCCGUCAUUGUGCUGCAACAAGUCAACCUUGGUGCCAUCAAGUACAUGGAGCCAAGUGCUGCCUACGUCCUUACGUUCGCCGCGGAAAUCAUUGUACGCGGUAUCAUGACCCUCAAGUCCCAGAACGCGAUCGACUCGUCCAACCAGGCCGCUCUGCUCGCCCCUCUCAGUCAGAUACUGUCUGCUAUGGAUUGGUGGGGUAUCACUUCACCUCUUUUCAGACAGCAGCGGGUGCUCGUUCAAACUAUGCUCACCCAGAUCUAG